Messenger RNA from Bipolaris maydis ATCC 48331, 620 nucleotides. NCBI's taxonomy places the organism in Eukaryota, Fungi, Ascomycota, Dothideomycetes, Pleosporales, Pleosporaceae. The record is from RefSeq and is a predicted model, not a curated record.
AUGAACGGGGUACCAGUAAACUUUGAAUACGUUCGACACUCUCGACUCGAUGGUAGGGCGUAUUUCCAGGACCCGAAAUACCCGCAACUGAUCCAAUUCGUGGAGAACGGCAAAUGGGUGUCAAUUCAUGUGUUAUGUAUAAAGCCGUACAUUAUGGAUGAGAACAUGAAGAAGAUUGUGGAAGAUGCGAAGAGGUCACUUCCUGAAAAACAAAACUCGACCGAGACGCCCAGUCCCUCUCAGCGUCCAACUUUGCUACCCCUCGAAUCUUAUCAUGCGAACAUAGUCCCAAAGGCCCCGCACCACAACACUGUCGAGGGGUACAGAGAACCGCAAAGACAACUCCUUCCCGCACUCAAGUCGGGCGCAUCGGUAUCCACAUGGAGGUAUUCCUACUCUGAAGCACAUGGGGCGGAGACACAGCGCGGGCAGGCCGCUCCUGGCAGUCACCAUCGGAGACCUGAUUACUACAGCAUGCCAAGCCACAUCGAGCGGCCACAGGCUGCGCCCAUUGUUAACAAGGGAGAUUUCAGUCAUCAGUCCACAGUUUUGCUGUCUAGAUGUUCGCACCGCACUAGCAAUACGUCUAUCUAAGCAAAUGGUGUAAAGAAUGUUUUUAG